AUGCUGGGCCAACUCGUCGGUUCCGCCAUGCUCUUGGCCGCAACCGCGAUCUUUCUGUAUUACACGGCGUGGACAUUGUUGAUGCCUUUCGUGGAUCCCGGCCACCCUCUCCAUGACCUCUUCCCGCCCCGUGUUUGGGCCAUUCGCAUCCCCGUUAUCCUGACUCUCCUGGGCUCCGCUGUGGUGGGCACCUUCAUAAGCAUCGUGAUGAUCAACAGCAACAAAAAGAAGGCAGCCAAGGCCAAGGCUGCGGCGAAGAAGAAGACUUGA
Penicillium diatomitis is the source of this 270-nucleotide messenger RNA. Its product is annotated as dolichol phosphate-mannose biosynthesis regulatory protein. The transcript is spliced from 3 exons. Lineage: Eukaryota; Fungi; Ascomycota; Eurotiomycetes; Eurotiales; Aspergillaceae. The coding region runs from base 1 to 270 and encodes 89 amino acids. Gene Ontology annotation, molecular function: enzyme regulator activity. The record is from RefSeq and is a predicted model, not a curated record. Gene Ontology annotation, cellular component: dolichol-phosphate-mannose synthase complex; endoplasmic reticulum membrane. Gene Ontology annotation, biological process: GPI anchor biosynthetic process.